AUCUUGUUUAUAAAUUUGUCUAUCGAUCGAAUUUUCUUUUUCUUCAACCUCCAAAGCUGUUUCACGAAUAUCAUCAACUCGAUAAAAAAAAAAAAACGAAGUUCCUUUUGUUUUCGCGAAAUUCGGGAUUAAUAAUGAGCGAAAAAUUUUGUAUUCCAGUCUCGAUCGCCAAUUUCGUUUGCCGUGCUUCCACGAAAGGGUCGAAUAAUCUAGAAUUUAAACAAAGUUUCGAAAGAAUAGGUUGGAGAACACGAAAGGAGAAAACGAAAGGAGCAGGCUCGAUGACGCACGCUCGAUUACUUAAGGAAAGUCCAACGACUUCUUCUCGUUCUCGUCACUCUCUUGCUCCUCCCUCGAAACCGACUUGUUCCGGAUCCCACAUCCGGGGACCGCUUUCACUUUCGGAUUUUUACAUGCUCCCUUUUCUGCCCCCGCACGAAUCAGCCAACCUACGAAUCCUUCUCUCCUCUCACUCCACGAGCCUCCUCGAGCCGAGUAUAUAAAUAAAGAGGAAAGAGACGCGAGCACCGAUCGUCUCUAAAUCCAUCCUCCAUUUUGCAUUUUGAAUUUACGUCAGGAGAAGGAACUGUUCAGAAGAAUGCGACUAGUGCAAUUGCCGGUAACGAAAGGUUGCGUGGUGUUGUUCACGCUGUUGGUACCGUGCCUGUCGGUCACAUUCGAGGAUGGAAGUUCCGGAUCCGAGGCACGCGAGAAUCACGUGGCGGAAGAACAGGCGGCGAACAAUUUCAACAAGACGCGGCAAGGGAAGGGAUUGUUCGAUUGGUUAGGCGUGGAUCGAGACGUGGAUCCUUACGUGGCAAAGACGGAUCAAGGAUGUUUGAACGGCGAUCUCGCGGAAUGCUUCAAAUCUCAGGCUUUGCGUUAUUUCUCCGAUUUCUUCGACCAGCCUCGCUACGACAUGAACGAGCGCGUGAAGGUAGUCAGGAUGUCGAGUAACGUGGUGCGGCAGGUCGAUCGUCAACCGUACGAAUACUCCGGCGAAGCCAGGUCCACCGACUCCGAAUGGGAUCAACUGAUGAAGUUCGCCCUAAGAAAAAUCGAAAAGUUCGUGAAAACGGUGGCCAUAGAAUUGCACGUAAAUUCGGAAGAAACUGGAGAGAACGAAGUGUACGCGCCACGAUUCCUGGACGAAAUCGCCGACGAAAUCGAUACUCUUGAGAACAAGAAGGAUACCCUUUUCUCUCGUAAUCAAUUCAAGAGACUUCUCAUCCCCAUGCUGAUCGUGUUGAAGCUGUUCAAACUGAAGCUGCUCUUGUUCCUGCCUCUGAUCCUCGGUCUGGCGUCCUUCAAGAAGUUUCUAGGCUUCCUCGCGAUCGUGAUACCCGGUUUAAUCGGCUUCUUCAAACUUUACAAGCCGUUUACGCAGACUUAUCAUCCACCCGUGUACACUCAAAGCGGCAUAGCUUACCCGUAUCACAAGGAAAACAACGGUUAUCCUUAUCCCGGGGAACAUCACGGCCCUGAGUAUCCAAUUGGAUAUCACAGAGAUGCCUAUGGGCAGGAACUUGCUUAUCGAGGCUAUCGAGAUUACCAGUCGUAAAUUUUUUGAAAAUUUUGCUCCAUGCUCGCUCUCUUUUUUUUUAGAUUAUACGAAUACGUGUUGACCUGAUGUUGAUGAUAGUAUUACGAUGAUAUUCCGUACAAUGGUACAGUCUUUUGUAGUAUUACGUUCGGAAUUGUAUCGAAGAAAUCUUUGCAAAACUGUUUCAUUGAAAAUUU
Molecule: messenger RNA, 1740 nt
Organism: Apis mellifera (honey bee)
Lineage: Eukaryota; Metazoa; Arthropoda; Insecta; Hymenoptera; Apidae
Gene: Osi2
Exons: 5
Coding region: 599-1561 (320 amino acids)
Source: RefSeq, a predicted model, not a curated record